GGAUGACAUCGGAAUUCCGAAAACUCCCUCCCGCCUCACACCCCCAAGAGAAUCUCAGUUCAAACAAACACUUGGACCCACAUCUUCUUUACCAUGUCCGACUACCCAACCGCUUCUACCUCCGCCCUGAUCGAUGUCCUUCAGCACCGAGCGAGUUCACCGUUCGCCCUCUCGCUCGGUCUAGGAUUCGCCGGAGCCAGCGCCUUCUUGUUCUCCAACGUCGACACUUUGCUCUGGAGUCCGACUGCGCUCGUCGGUUCUGCCAAGGAGAGGAAGAAGGUCGGCUUGGAGGGUAACCAAGGAACUGCCGUCGAACUUUGGGCCUGGUACAUGAGCAAGGCGGUGCCCUCGACCGGAAUCUCGCUCGCCGUCGGAGCUCUCGGACUUACCUCUGCUGGAUUCCUGAUCCCCGUCUCCUCUUUCUCGACCUACGGCCGAGACCUCCGUCGAAUCCUCUUCGGAAGCGUCUUGUUGCUCACCUCGACCGUUCCCUACUCGUUCUUCUCUAUCACUCCAUUGAACAAGACCCUCCUUUCUCUCACCGAAAAGGCCAAGGCUAAGCGAGCGAACCCGCUCUACCCUGACUCCAAGCCGGCCUCGUCCGAGCUCUACACUCAGGAUUCUCGAGGACUUUUGCCCCAGGAAGAGUCGCAGGCCCGCAUGCUCCUCGAAAAGUGGAUCAAGGCUCACACCGGAAGGGUUGUCUUGGCCGCCGCUGGGUGGACCGUCGCUUUGGGUGGAUUGUUGCUUGCCUACUAGACGAGCAGAGCGAAUGGGAAGGAAGGAUGUUGAGAGCUGUGUCGUAGUCGAGAACGAUGUAUCAUUAGACAAAGUCAAACGAAUAUACCAAAUAUACGACGGACAAAGUAAAGCA
Molecule: messenger RNA, 874 nt
Organism: Filobasidium floriforme
Lineage: Eukaryota; Fungi; Basidiomycota; Tremellomycetes; Filobasidiales; Filobasidiaceae
Exons: 3
Coding region: 94-759 (221 amino acids)
Source: RefSeq, a predicted model, not a curated record